Messenger RNA from Plasmodium gaboni, 1365 nucleotides. RefSeq lists its product as hypothetical. Gene Ontology annotation, biological process: pseudouridine synthesis. The transcript is spliced from 3 exons. The coding region runs from base 1 to 1365 and encodes 454 amino acids. Gene Ontology annotation, molecular function: pseudouridine synthase activity; RNA binding. Lineage: Eukaryota; Apicomplexa; Aconoidasida; Haemosporida; Plasmodiidae. The record is from RefSeq and is a predicted model, not a curated record.
AUGAUUGGGUUAUUUCGCAAGGUAACAAUUUUUAGGAGGACAUUUUGUAGUGUAUCUAUGUCAUAUGAUAUAAAUAAAAACAUCCUUUAUAGUGAUGAAGAUUAUCUUGUUGUUAAUAAAAAAUAUGGAAUGUUUACCUACGAAACGUCAAGAAAUAAAGAAAGUGUUAUGAACAAUUUAAUGUUGUUAAAUGAAGAUGAAAAAAAAGAAUGGAAUAUAUUAUACAAAUUGUAUAGUCAAAUUAGUGGUUGUAUUUUAAUAUGUAAAAAUAGAAUUAUAAAAUAUAAUUCUUAUGAAAAUAUAUUUUUAGCUUUAGUUUAUGGUAAGAUUGAAAAUAUGAAGAAUAUGAAAGAAAAAAAUUAUUAUUAUAACGAAAUAAAAUUAUAUUUAAAAUAUUUACCAGAAUCUAAUAUAAUGAUUACAACAAAUAAUUAUGAAGAUAUAAAUAAAAUGAAAUGUUUAAAAUAUGAAGUUGUAAAUAAUAAUAUUUGUUAUCAAAAACAUAAUUUCAGUCUUUUAAAAUUGUAUAUAAAUGCAUGUAACUCACAAUAUAUUAAACCAUUAUUAUAUUAUUCGUUACAUACGUGUAUAGUAGGAGAUAAUGAAUAUAUAAAUGUGCAUAAAAAAAUUAAAAAAAAAAAUGAAAAAAAAAAUGAAAAAAAAAAUGAAAAUUUUAUUAUAAAAAAAGAACCUUAUCUAUUAUUUAAUAAUAAUGAUGAUGGUGAGGUACAAAAUAUUAUCAAAAGUAGAAAAUUUUUAUUAAACAAAUUAAAUAAAGAAAAAGAAGGAAACCAAUUAAAAUUACAUUUACAUUGUCUUAAUGUUACUUUUCAAUACAAAUGUAAUAAAAUAAAAUCUAUAUUUGCACCUGUACCCUCACAUUUUAAAGAUACCUUACAUAUUUUAGGUGCUACCAAUAUAAUUAAAAAUAUGGAAAAUAUACAAAUAUUAAAAAAUGAUAAUUUAAUGGAAAAUCAAAACAAACAAAACAAAAUGGAACUCUUAAAAAAGAAAAAGAAUAACAUAGACGAAAAAUCUAUACAUAUCAAAAAAAAACAGGAACAUAAAAAAGAAGAAGUAAAAUAUUAUGACUACAUGCAAGAUAAAGAAUUCUGUGAAAAACAAAAUGAUGACUUAUUAAAAGAUAUAUAUUAUAAUAAAGAGGAUAAUCAAAAAAUUAAAAUUGAUAAAGAUUUAAAUAUUAUCGAAACUGUUGAUACAUAUAAUUAUAUAAAUGACGAUGAUAUGUAUGUUGAUAGGAACACAUCCCAAAAAAAAAUUACAAAAAGGAGGGGUAUCUUAUCAAAGGAUUUUAAUAAACUAUCAAAAAGGGAUGCACCUAUAUUCUUCACAGAUAUUGAAUAA